GGAAGCGCCCGGGGACUCCCCAAAGCGCCGCCGCUCGCACCGCCAUCGCCGCCAUCGGGGCCUCGGUGACUGGGCUGCCCGCCGCGCUGCCUGCGCCGGCCAGGGUGUCCGGGUGUCCGCCAGGGCAAGACGAGUGCGCGCGCGGGCUGCGGGGCCCCAUCCGGGAGGAGAUCUGACCUACUGCUGGGGUCCGACCUGGGGUAGGAGCCUCUGGGCCUGGCGUAAAACAUAUCUUCGUGCGAGGUUUAAAAAAAGAUAAAGAGAGAUGCUGGAAGCCCUGCUGCUGACGUUCUCACUGUGCCUGGCGCUGCUGGUGCUGCUGCUGCUCGUCCUGCGAUGCCGCAGUGUCACGUUUUUCAUCUCCUGGAAUGAGUUGGUCAUGAACCCCAUCCACAACCUAUUCUCAGGCAGCAGCAAGGAGCAGCGCAUCCUGCAGUAUGUGCUGCAGCAUGCAGUGGCCGGAGACCCCCAGAGCACGCUGGACACCAUCGACACCUACUGCUUACACAAGGAAUGGGCCAUGAACGUGGGUGACAAGAAAGGCCUGAUAGUGGACGCCGUGGUGCAGGAGCAGCGCCCCUCCACGUUGCUGGAGCUGGGGGCCUACUGCGGCUACUCAGCCGUGCGGAUGGCCCGCCUGCUGCCGCCCGGCGCCCGCCUGCUCACCAUCGAGAUUAACCCCGACUACGCCGCCAUCACCCAGCAGAUGCUGGACUUCGCGGGCCUGCAGGACAGGGUGACCGUUAUUGUCGGGGCAUCCCAGGACAUCAUCCCCCAGCUGAAGAAGAAAUAUGACGUGGACACGCUGGACAUGGUCUUCCUUGACCACUGGAAGGAUCGAUAUCUGCCAGACACGCUCCUCCUGGAGGAGUGUGGCCUGUUACGAAAGGGGACAGUGUUGCUGGCUGACAACGUAAUCUUCCCAGGAGCACCAGACUUUCUGGCAUACGUGCGUAGGAAUAGCCGCUUUGAGAGCACAUUCUUCUCCUCCUACCUGGAGUACUCAGAGGUGGUGGAUGGCCUGGAGAAGGCCGUGUACCUGGGCCCAGGCAGCCCAGCGCUGCCCUGACUUCCUGCUUGCUCCGGGUCAGUCGCCAAGUCUGGUUAUGAAGGGUGUGCUGGAUAUGCUGCUGCCAGCCCCACUUCUGUAGUUCUGGGAUCUGUCCACACUUGAGGCCGGGGCCAGCCCACCCGGGCCCCUCUGGCUGUCUCACGCUGACCCACCCUGAGGGCAACCUGAUCGCAGUGCAGAUCGCUGCAGUACAUCUGAAAAGUAUCUGUAAACAACAAUUCAGGGUAGCUGGUGCCUGUGACCACGUCACUCAGCCCCACGAGCAUUCCAGUAGGGUUCCUUCCAUGGGCAGGUUCUCAGACACAGGAUGUGGAGGAAGUUGGGAACCCGUUGCAGCUUUGGCUAUGUAUGCACUGUCUGUCCUUGAGCUUUGCACUCACCACCAGGUGGCAGCACUGCCUCAGUGAUAGCUCUGCAACCAACAGCAGGUCACACCUUUGAUCCCUACAAGUUUUUUCAAGAAUGAAAUGCAGCUUCACUAAAAUUGUUUGACUGUUAAUAACCUUAUACACUAAUAUCAUGAUUAAAGAAUACUAAACUAGUAAUUAAAGAUCUCAAUACAUAUUUGGAUAUAA
Molecule: messenger RNA, 1647 nt
Organism: Pteronotus mesoamericanus
Lineage: Eukaryota; Metazoa; Chordata; Mammalia; Chiroptera; Mormoopidae
Gene: COMT
Product: catechol-O-methyltransferase
Exons: 6
Coding region: 266-1069 (267 amino acids)
Biological process (GO): developmental process; catecholamine catabolic process; dopamine metabolic process
Cellular component (GO): dendrite; axon; membrane
Molecular function (GO): magnesium ion binding; catechol O-methyltransferase activity
Source: RefSeq, a predicted model, not a curated record